AUGGAUCGAAACCAUCCUCUGCUAACGAAGGCCGUUUCNAUCAUGAACUCCUUCGUCAACGACAUCUUCGAGCGCAUCGCGGCCGAGGCCUCCCGCCUGGCCCACUACAACAAGCGCUCCACCAUCACCUCCCGCGAGAUCCAGACGGCCGUCCGCCUCCUCCUGCCGGGAGAGCUGGCCAAGCACGCCGUCUCCGAGGGCACCAAGGCCGUCACCAAGUACACCAGCUCCAAGUAA
Molecule: messenger RNA, 237 nt
Organism: Protobothrops mucrosquamatus (brown spotted pit viper)
Lineage: Eukaryota; Metazoa; Chordata; Lepidosauria; Squamata; Viperidae
Product: histone H2B-like
Exons: 3
Coding region: 1-237 (78 amino acids)
Cellular component (GO): nucleosome
Molecular function (GO): protein heterodimerization activity; structural constituent of chromatin; DNA binding
Source: RefSeq, a predicted model, not a curated record